This is a messenger RNA of Medicago truncatula (barrel medic), 1750 nucleotides long. Its product is annotated as probable pectinesterase/pectinesterase inhibitor 36. The coding region runs from base 52 to 1521 and encodes 489 amino acids. Gene Ontology annotation, molecular function: enzyme inhibitor activity; pectinesterase activity. Gene Ontology annotation, biological process: cell wall modification. NCBI's taxonomy places the organism in Eukaryota, Viridiplantae, Streptophyta, Magnoliopsida, Fabales, Fabaceae. The record is from RefSeq and is a predicted model, not a curated record. The transcript has 3 exons.
ACCAAGCCAUGCAAGUAACUUAUCACUUAUCAAACUUCUCAAUAGCCAAAAAUGACAACUUAUGCCACCAUAUUGUUCCUCUUCUUUGCCAUGUCCACAACCACAUCCUUUUGCCUCCAAGAAAUGGAGGUACUCCAAAUGGCUAAAACACAAGUUUCACAAGCCAUUAAUUGGGUUGAUAACUCUAUGAAAUUGCAUGGCUUGGAAAGCAUGAGCAUCUCAUUAAAUCAAACAAGUGUUUUGGCUCUAAGAGAUUGUGCUAAACUCUAUGAGGAGAGUGAGUUUAUGCUCAAUAACAUGAUGGUUGAAAAGAGUAGUUACACUAAAGAAGAUGCUAUUAUAUGGGUAAGUGCAAUGAUGACAAACCAUAAGACAUGUUUGGAUGGAUUGGAGGAAAAAGGGUAUGUUCAAGCAAACCAAGUUUUGGAUAGAAACUUGACAAGUUUGCUAGGCCAAACACUUGUUUUGUAUUCAAAUAACAAAAUUAAAGUCAAAGAACAACCUCAAAGAAGUACAAUAUUAGAAGAAAACGAUGGACUACUAGAUUCAUGGAGUCUAGCAAACCAUAGAGCAGACUUCACAGUGGCACAAGAUGGUUCAGGAAGUCAUAGAACAAUCAAAGAAGCAGUGGAUGCACUUGCUUCAAUGGGACAUAAUCGUCCUUCAAGAGCAGUUAUUCAUGUAAAAGCAGGAGUGUACCAUGAAAAAGUGGAGAUUGAAAAGAAGUUGCAUAAUGUUAUGUUUGUUGGAGAUGGCAUUGACAAAACUAUUGUCACUGGAAAUAGGAAUGUUGUUCAUGGUUCUACCACUCUUAACUCUGCCUCAUUUGAUGUAUCAGGGGAUGGAUUUUGGGCAAGAGACAUGACAUUUGAGAACACAGCAGGACCAGAAAAUCACCAAGCAGUAGCACUCAAGGUAAGUUCAGACUUAUCAGUCUUCUACAGAUGCAGCUUCAAAGCCUACCAAGACACACUUUACGUCCACUCGAACCGACAAUUCUACCGCGACUGUCACAUAUACGGAACAAUCGAUUUCAUCUUCGGCGACGCAGCCGUCGUGUUACAAAACUGCGACAUUUUCAUUAGGAAACCAAUGAGUCACCAAUCAAAUUUCAUCACAGCACAAGGAAGAGACGAUCCUAACAAACCAACCGGAAUAUCGAUACAAAAUUGUAGGGUUAGACCAGAUUCUGACUUUUCUAUGGUAAAGGAUUCUAUAAAGAGCUUUUUAGGUAGGCCUUGGAAAAAAUAUUCAAGGACAGUGUUUAUUAAAAGUGAUUUAGAUGGUUUGAUUCAUCCUAAAGGUUGGGGUGAAUGGGAGGGUAAUUUUGCACUUUCAACUUUAUACUAUGGUGAGUAUAUGAAUACUGGAAAUGGUGCAUCUACACAAAAUAGGGUUAAUUGGCCAGGUUUUCAUGUGUUGAAGAGUUCUGAUGAGGCUUCACAGUUUACAGUGAGUAGAUUUUUGCAAGGUGAACAUUGGAUUUCAGCUUCAGGGGUGCCAGUUUGGAGUGGAAUUUAAAUUGGGGAAAGUACUUCAUAGUUUAUGAAAUUAAGGAGAUAUUUUAAUAUAUGUAAUAAUAAUGGCUUAAAAUAGUUUGUUAUGUUAAAUGAGCUACUUAGCAGUUAGCACUAUAUAAUAUAUGUAUUCCUAGAUACAUAUAUGCAGCUGUCACAGUUGGGCACCCAAGAAACUAAUAUGUAAUGUAAACAAUUAUAUUUAUAUAUGGAGUAAAUUAAUAUUAGUAUAA